ACAAAUGAAAAUAAAAUUGUAUAUUUGUGAUAUUUAAACUGUGUAUUAUUCAUGAAAAUAUUUUCUAACAGAAUGUUAUAAGGUUAACCUAGCAUGUUGUCAAAUAGGCAAGGUGGUAAAACGGGUACAGUUUAUACACCAUUUUUAAGAUGUGUGCAGCAGUCACAUAGUUAAUUUAAAAGAGAGAGUGUGUGUGUGGGGGGUGUGUGUGUGUGUGUGUGUGUGUGUGUGCUAUGCUGUUUAUGUUGUGUAUACAUAGCCUGUAUGAGGACUUUUUGUUUAUGUUUAUGUUACACCUGUUGCAGGAUGCCCCACAACAGAGCUAGGACAACGAAUAGGGGAGUGCCAGGAUACCUAUUAGAGAGGUAGAGGAGGGCAGAUCAAUUAGGAAGGUAGCUGAGAAUUUACAGAUUCCUGUUGCUUCACUGGCCCGAUAUGUGAAGAAAAGGCGAGAGCUUGCUGAUGAGGGCCCAGGCCUGCUGCCCUCAGUAGGGUACAAGAGCUGCAAUGCAGUUCUAACUUAUGACCAGGAGCUCAGCCUGGUGUCUUAUAUCAGGACAGCGGCAGCCUUAUAUUAUGGGCUACCCCCUAAAGAGAUUCGCAAAUUGGCCGAUUUUUACAGAUUGCCUUUUCCACAGCAGUGGACUAAAAAGGCCUCAGGCUACAUGUUUUUACAGGUCAACAAACUUUAAUGAAGUGAAUGUGGGGUCUUUCUUCAAAAAAUUGACAACUGUCUACAGCAGACAUGGAUUUCAGGCUAAAGAUAUCUGGAAUGUAGAUGAGACUGGGCUUGUGAGGGUCCAGAAACCUGACUUUCUUGUUGCGACGAAGGGGGAAAGACGAGUGGGUAGCAUAACAUCAGCUGAAAGGGGGGUUCUUGUUACCAUGGCACUGGCAGGGAAUGCUCUUGGUAACAUUAUUCCCCCCCAUUUCGUCUUUCCCCGGAAGAAAUACCUUCCGCAUUUCAUUCGUGGUUGCCCAGAGGGGUCUAUCGGCACAGCCAAUGGCAGUGGCUGGAUGAUGGAGAAGGACUUUGUUGUCUUCUUGCAGCAUUUUGAACACUACACCCGGGCAACAGAGGAGAGCAAAGUCUUGCUGCUGUUGGAUAAUCACAGCUCCCAUAUCUCAAUAGAAGCUAUAAACUUCUGUAGGGCCAAUGGUGUGGUUAUGCUUUCAUUUCCACCACAAUGCACUCACCAUCUGCAGCCACUUGACAAGUCUGUCUACGGUCCGUUAAAGAGGUUCUUCAAUGAGGAGAUGGACAAGUGGCACCGUGAGAAUCCUGGACAAACUAUCACCAUCUAUGACCUGCCACAGUUGCUAAACAACAUCUUACUGCUGGCAGCGUCACCUCUGAAUGUAAAGAAGGGGUUUAAGAGUACUGGGAUCUGGCCGCUCAAUCCACUUAUCUUCAAGGGAGAGGAUUUUCUCCCAGCUUCAGUGACCGACAGGCCCCCUCCAGAUGAAUCUCUCCCUGGGCUGUCCGACGCCGCCCUCACACCACCUGGGCCGUCCGACGCUGCCCUUACACCACCUGGGCCGUCUGCCGAUGAUGCUCUUGUUGCUCUUACAGGGCCAACAAUGACUAUAAAUUCUGAGGGUCUUCAUGAAAUAACCCUGACUUUAUUUCCUCUUUCAUUACAAGAGGAGGAAAUCAUCACGGAAGUAAGAGAAAUUGAUUUAAUUUCAAGCAAUGUAUUAUACAUACAAUUAUGGUCCAGCAUGUUCCAAAGUUUAGUCCUGAACUAAUCAGGCCUCAUCCAAAAGCUGGCCCCAGAAAGGCCAAUGGUCAACGUCGGAGGAAAAGGACCACUGAAAUUCUCACUGAUACCCCUGUAAAGGAGACCCUUGAAGAGAAGAAAAGAAGAUCCUCCAUGAAGGUGAAAAGGAAGAUCAUGACAGAGAAAAAGGAAGGAGGGAAAAAGAAGAAAGAAAAGCACAGAAGACACAAAAUGCCUGGUGUGUGACGAAUGGUUCUCAAGUUCACGGUCGGGAGAGAAAUGGGUGUCCUGCUCUAGGUGUAGCAUGUGGUCACACGUAGAGUGUACCCUUGGCGGAGACAGCUACACAUGCCAUCAUUGUGAAAGUGACACCUGAAUCAAUUUCUUCCUUUGUUGGUUGUUUACUGUUACUUUUGACAUUGUUAUUGUUAGUGUUGUUAUUGGAAUGUUUCCAUUUGUACUGUUGCAAUAUCUGUUCAUGAAAUAUCUUGUUCCUGUUUUAUACAUUUUAACCAGUGCUAAUUUAAAUUAAAUGAAUUAAUUUAAAUGGAUGAAUAAACAAACAUGUUGCCCAAAUGUUAUUUUCUUUAUUUAUUAUAUUUGCAAUGAACGGGUAGUUACAUUUAGCCUACUUCAUUAAAAAUGGGUGUCUCAACUGUACCAUGGUACUGUCUCAACUGUACCACAUAUGGGUACAGUUGAGACAAAGUUGAGACAAAAAGCACCUUAUUUUUAUGAGCUAAUUGUGGAAAAUAUAAACUUACUUAUGGGUAAUAUUGAUUGAUAAUAUCUUAGUCUUCAAGCUAAUGAAAUGUCAUGUGGCAUGUCAUGUGGAAAUUCACUUCUUUUCAGUAUCUAUUUCUGUGUGAAAAAUCAAAACGCAAAAAGUGUCUCAACUGUACCCAGUCUACCCUA
Molecule: messenger RNA, 2636 nt
Organism: Xyrauchen texanus (razorback sucker)
Lineage: Eukaryota; Metazoa; Chordata; Actinopteri; Cypriniformes; Catostomidae
Exons: 2
Coding region: 523-1749 (408 amino acids)
Cellular component (GO): nucleus
Molecular function (GO): DNA binding
Source: RefSeq, a predicted model, not a curated record